Prosopis cineraria is the source of this 1962-nucleotide messenger RNA. RefSeq names its product WRKY transcription factor 72A. Gene Ontology annotation, biological process: regulation of DNA-templated transcription. The record is from RefSeq and is a predicted model, not a curated record. Gene Ontology annotation, molecular function: sequence-specific DNA binding; DNA-binding transcription factor activity. The transcript is spliced from 5 exons. The coding region runs from base 84 to 1748 and encodes 554 amino acids. NCBI's taxonomy places the organism in Eukaryota, Viridiplantae, Streptophyta, Magnoliopsida, Fabales, Fabaceae.
AACCAGAAGGAAAAAGAAAAAGAGAUACAGAAAGCAGAGUUCAGAAGAAAAAAAAAAGCUCUGUAUAUUAUUCUCGCAGCCAUAUGGAGUUUCCUUCAGGAAGAUCUGACCAUGACAGUAGAGCCAAGGAAGAGAAGAGGAGUGAAUCUGUUGGUGCUGGUGAUGAAGAUCCUCGAAAAGAAAAGAUUGAUAUUGAGGCGCCACCAGUGGAUACUUCUGCACCAAUAAUUGUAUCUUCAGCCAAAAAGGAAGAGCAGGCUGAGAAGCUAGAAUCUGCGAAAACGGAAAUGGGUGAGGUGAGAGAAGAAAACCAAAGAUUGAAGCAGUGUUUGGAUCGAGUUCUGAAGGAUUACAGAACACUGCAAAUGCAAUUCAAAGAUAUAUUUCAAAAGGAAACCAAAGAAUCAACUUCUGAUCAUGAUCAUAGUGAUGGUCGAGAAAUUAUUAUAACUGAGGAAUAUUCUGAUGAGCUAGUUUCUCUGAGCCUUGGAAGAGCUAUUCCCAGUAAUAAUGAUAAUCCAAUUAGAAACCAUGAGAAAAGCAAAGGUUUGAAGCCAUUAUUAUUGAAGGAUAUUGAAGAAUGCGAUGAAGAGGACUUGGCUCUUGGAUUGGACUGCAAAUUCGAAACAUCAAAGUCAGGAAGCAUAACUCAUGAUGAGGAUGAGGAUAAUAAUAAUAAUUCGCCAAAGAUUAAUCCAAGCCAUACCACUAGUUCUGAAGAGCCGCCCAAGGAAGAGGAGACCUGGCCACCAAGUAAAGCACUCAAAACAACCAGAGAUACUACUACUUCUGGAGAAGACGAAGUUUCCCAACACAAUCCUGCAAAGAAAGCUAGGGUUUGUGUGAGAGCAAGAUGUGACGCCCAAACUAUGAACGAUGGAUGUCAAUGGAGAAAAUAUGGACAAAAAAUCUCAAAGGGAAAUCCAUGCCCUAGAGCUUAUUAUCGUUGCACAGUUGCACCAUCAUGCCCAGUAAAAAAGCAGGUGCAAAGAUGUGCUGAGGAUUUGUCCGUUUUAGUUACCACUUAUGAGGGAAUCCACAACCACCCUCUUCCUCUCUCAGCCACCGCCAUGGCUUCCACUACUUCUGCAGCUGUUUCCAUGCUUUUGUCUGGCUCUUCUUCAUCAACUUCUUCAGCUCGCCCUUCAUCCGCCACUUCAGCUGAUCUCUAUGGCCUGAACUUCUCCUUGUCAGAUGGUUUCAGCAGAUCAAAGCCAUUAUAUCUCUCCAAUCCUUCAUUCUCUUCAUUGCCUUCUCACCCAACAAUCACUCUUGACCUCACCACAAAUCCUGCAGCCUCCAGGUUCAUGACCUCAUCAUCAUCAAACUACAACCCAGCUCCACGAUCGUCGUCGUCGUCGUCGUACCCUUCUUCUUCCACAAGUCUCAAUUUUAGUUCCCCAAAUAAUAAUAAUAAUUUUGUUAGCUAUCACAGUAAUAAUAACAGGAACGUUUUCAGCUCCGUGAACCUUGGAAGGUCGACAGUGGAUAGUAUCUACAGUCUGCCUUUCGUGCAGAAGAACAGUGUUAUCAACAGCACAACCCAUCCUCCACCACCUGCUCUACCAGAUACUAUCGCCGCGGCAACCAAGGCCAUCGCGGCGGACCCAAAGUUUCAGUCUGCUUUGGCAGUGGCGCUCAGUUCAAUUAUUGGCACAGGAAGUGGAAUUAGAAGCAACAAUAGUGGCGGUGCCGGAGAAAACUUGACUCAGCAAAUGAAAUGGGGAGGGCUGUUUCCAGCAUUAUGAGCGCUCAUAAUUUCGAUUUAGAGUCAUAUAUCAUGAAUCUUGAUGAAUAUACAUACAACAAGCACAAUUGUUUUAGACUAUUUUUAAUUUUUUUUUUAGUCUUUGUAUUUUUAUUUUUAUUUUUUGUUAGUGUCGUAUUGUUGAGACUCGAGACCAUGUCAUGUAUCUUCAUAUUCAUGUUAAUAUUCAUCUUAGAGAACAACGCGAUUAAUCA